Ziziphus jujuba (common jujube) is the source of this 2847-nucleotide messenger RNA. RefSeq names its product chloride channel protein CLC-f. Gene Ontology annotation, molecular function: voltage-gated chloride channel activity. The record is from RefSeq and is a predicted model, not a curated record. Gene Ontology annotation, biological process: transmembrane transport; chloride transport. Gene Ontology annotation, cellular component: chloroplast; Golgi apparatus; membrane. NCBI's taxonomy places the organism in Eukaryota, Viridiplantae, Streptophyta, Magnoliopsida, Rosales, Rhamnaceae. The transcript is spliced from 9 exons. The coding region runs from base 240 to 2531 and encodes 763 amino acids.
AAUAAUCAUUCUCUUCCAUAUCUAAUCCAAGUAUUGUUUUUUGAUCUCGUCUCGUCUCGUCUCGUCUCUAAAAAAACUGUAUAAAACAGAAGUCUAAAACUGUUUCUCAUAUUCAGUGUGGAUUCAAAUCGUUUUCAGAUAUUUCAAAAGGCCCUAAUAAAUGCUUGGUUUCUGUUAUGGUGUCCAAGGAAGAAGAUAAUGAAAUUUGGCAUUGAGAUGAGAUAGGAAGAAAGAAGAAGAUGAAGAUGGCAGUAGGCGAGGAAUACAAGGAAUCAGAUCGUCUCCUGAGAUCCAGUGAUAUAAGCUGUGACAAUGCAGAACAAGAAGCUGACAGAGACUUAGAACAACAACAACAACAGCAACAGCAACCUCAACCUCCUGGUCAUUCUCAUUCCGAUGAUAGAGGUUUCUCAUACUCUGCUCGCCGCCUCACCAUCAUCCCCAGGGUCAGGGACAGAGUAGUACUUUCCACACUCGAUCCACCGCCUCCUCAGUCUUCUACUUCUCACCGAAACGAUGAGCUCAGGGACAGCUCUCCUCCCGAAUGGGCUUUGCUUCUUCUUGGCUGCCUUCUCGGCCUUGCUACCGGUCUUUUCGUCGCCGCUUUUAACCGCGGGGUAGACGCCAUACAUGAAAAGGCCUGGGCUGGUAUUCCAAAAAAUGGAGCUUCGUGGUUUCGCAUGCAGAGACUGUCUAACACUUGGUAUAGGAUACUUUUAACACCAGUUGCCGGUGGAAUUAUUGUUGGCUUUAUGAAUGGUCUGCUUGAAGUAUUGGACCGGAUAAAGCAGUCGACUUCGUCUCAUAGACAGGGAUUUCAUUUGCUUUCUGGAGUCUUUCCCACCGUAAAAGCUAUCCAGGCUGCUAUUACUUUAGGAACUGGUUGUUCUUUGGGUCCUGAAGGCCCUAGUGUGGAUAUUGGAAAAUCAUGUGCCAGCGGAUUUUCAAUAAUGAUGGAAAACAACAGAGAAAGACGGAUAGCCCUCGUUGCAGCAGGUGCAGCAGCAGGAAUUUCUUCAGGCUUUAAUGCAGCAGUUGCUGGUUGUUUCUUUGCCAUUGAAACUGUGUUAAGGCCUCUUCGUGCAGAAAAUUCACCUCCGUUUACCACUGCAAUGAUUAUACUGGCCUCUGUUAUAUCUUCAACAGUAUCAAAUGCUUUACUCGGGACAAAAUCUGCUUUUAUUGUGCCUACAUAUGAUCUGAAAUCUGCUGCUGAACUACCUCUAUACCUGAUAUUGGGCAUGCUAUGUGGUGCUGUAAGUGUAGCCUUCACUCGCUUGGUUGCUUGGUUCACGAACUCAUUUGAGAUUAUCAAGGAAAAAUUUGGCCUUCCUGCUCUUGUGUGCCCUGUUUUAGGUGGUUUUGGAGCUGGGAUAAUUGCUCUUAAGUAUCCUGGAAUACUCUACUGGGGUUUCACAAAUGUUGAAGAAAUCCUUCAUACUGGGAAGACUGCUUCAGCUCGAGAAAUCUGGCUCUUAACUCAACUAGCAGCUGCAAAAGUUGUUGCCACAGCUCUAUGCAAGGGUUCUGGGCUCGUAGGUGGCCUGUAUGCCCCAAGUUUGAUGAUUGGUGCUGCUGUUGGUGCUGUAUUUGGGGGCUCAGCUGCAGAACUUAUCAACUCAGCAAUUCCAGGAAAUGCUGCUGUUGCUGAGCCACAGGCAUAUGCACUUGUUGGAAUGGCUGCUACUUUAGCUUCAGUUUGUUCAGUUCCCCUGACAUCAGUUCUGCUUCUGUUUGAGCUGACAAAAGAUUAUAGAAUAUUGCUUCCACUGAUGGGGGCUGUUGGAUUGGCAAUAUGGGUUCCCUCUGUGACAAACCAGGCCAAGGAGACUGAAGCACCUGAUACAUGGAGUUCAGCCAGGGGUUACUCUUCUCUUUUGCCUGCUCAUGGUAAAGAUGAAGUCAGUUGGAGACAAUUUGAUGGUGGAGAUGAUUUAGAACUCUCUGCCGUGCAUAACAAUGCUGGUUUCGAAGAUAUUAGUGAAGAUAUGCUUUUGGAAUAUCUAAAGGUUUCUCAAGCCAUGUCUACAAACUGUGUGAAGGUUUCUCUUGCCACGACUUUGAAUGAGGCAAUCAAAUGCUUGCAUGACAACCAGCAGAACUGUGUGUUGGUGGUUGAUGAUGAAGACUUUCUGGAAGGAAUACUAACGUAUGGUGAUGUUAGACGAUAUCUAUCUAAGAUAUCUGGUGAUCCAUCUGACUCAAGAUUUCAAGGUGUAAAUGCUUGUCCUGUUUCAUCUGUUUGUACCCGGGGGAUUACCUAUAGAGGGCAAGAGCGUGGGAUUUUAACCUGUUAUCCUGAUACAAAUUUAGCAAUUGCCAAGGAGCUAAUGGAGGCCAAGGGUAUCAAGCAGUUGCCAGUAGUUAAGCAUGGUAGAGAACGUCUAAAAGAAAGAAAGCGAAGAAUUGUUGCUGUUCUUCAUUAUGAUUCAAUUUCGCAAUGUCUCAGAGAGGAGAUAAAUCAUCGAAAGUCGAUCCAAGAGCACAGGAAGGAGAUCGAUCUCCAGGAAAUUAUUACAAAUGGCCAUUAGCGUACUGAUAGCUGUAUGACCGUGUCCAAGAAUCUGAAAUUAGAAAAAAGGACAAAUCAUUGCAAUGGUCAUUCAUUUUUUUAUCUUUCUUUUUCCCAUUCAUAGUUUGAUUUAAGCCAAGAAAGUUGGUUGAUAAAAAUUGUAUAUCUUUUGGUCUUCUCCUCCACCCACCCCACCCCACACCCCCCCUUCUUUUUUUUUUUGGUUGAUAAUUUUUUUUAUUCCUGUGUGUAAUUUGGCAACUUUUGAUGUUGUAUAUUGAAAUUACUGUUCAAAAUGGUAAAAAAAAAUUUGACAAAAAAUAUGGUGUAUUUUA